CAAGAAGACCACCAACGGUCCUUUGCCUGUCAAGUGGAUGGCGCCCGAAGCUUUGUUCGACCGCAUCUACACGCACCAAAGUGACGUGUGGUCUUUCGGCGUCCUGAUGUGGGAAAUCUUCACGCUGGGAGCGUCUCCGUAUCCUGGCGUCCCAGUGGAGGAUCUCUUCAAACUUCUGAAAGAAGGCCACCGGAUGGACAAGCCAAAUGGCUGCACACUACUACUCUAUGAGAUGAUGCAAGACUGCUGGCACGCAGUCCCCUCCCGCCGGCCCACCUUCCCGACCCUCGUCCAACAAAAGUAG
Molecule: messenger RNA, 304 nt
Organism: Hippocampus comes (tiger tail seahorse)
Lineage: Eukaryota; Metazoa; Chordata; Actinopteri; Syngnathiformes; Syngnathidae
Product: fibroblast growth factor receptor 2-like
Exons: 5
Coding region: 38-304 (88 amino acids)
Biological process (GO): cell surface receptor protein tyrosine kinase signaling pathway; multicellular organism development; protein phosphorylation
Cellular component (GO): signaling receptor complex; plasma membrane
Molecular function (GO): fibroblast growth factor binding; fibroblast growth factor receptor activity; ATP binding
Source: RefSeq, a predicted model, not a curated record